AUGUUCAAAUACUUCCGGAAGCGCUUUGCCAGCCAUCUGACGGAACGCAGUCGCCGAAGAGCAAGGCUGGUAUCUAAAGAUGGAAGGUGUAACAUAGAGUUUGGGAAUGUAGAAGAACAGUCACGGUUUGUCUUCUUGGUUGAUAUAUGGACCACCAUCCUGGACCUAAAAUGGAGAUACAAGAUGACCAUCUUCAUCUCAGCAUUCUUAGGCAGUUGGUUCCUAUUUGGUCUUCUUUGGUACGUUGUGGCAUAUAUACAUAAAGAUCUUCCUGAAUUCAGUCCUUCCAUAAACCACACCCCAUGUGUGGAGAACAUAAACGGCUUGACCUCUGCUUUCCUGUUCUCCCUGGAAACCCAGGUUACCAUUGGCUAUGGCUUCCGGUGUGUCACAGAGCAGUGUGCCACUGCCAUUUUUCUGCUGAUCUUCCAGUCUAUUCUUGGAGUCAUCAUCAACUCUUUCAUGUGCGGCGCUAUCUUGGCCAAGAUUUCUAGGUCCAAGAAACGGGCCAAGACCAUCACCUUCAGCAAGAAUGCUGUCAUUAGCAAACGAGGCGGCAAGCUGUGCCUCCUUAUCCGGGUGGCCAACCUUAGGAAGAGUCUACUGAUUGGGAGCCACAUCUAUGGGAAGCUUCUGAAGACGACCAUCACUCCAGAAGGAGAGACUAUCAUCUUGGACCAGGUCAACAUAGACUUUGUGGUGGAUGCUGGCAAUGAGAACCUCUUCUUCAUCUCCCCCUUAACUAUUUACCACGUCAUUGAUAGGACCAGCCCGUUCUUCCACAUGUCAGUGGAAACCAUCCUCCAGCAGGAUUUUGAGCUAGUGGUAUUUUUAGAUGGCACAGUGGAAGCCACUAGUGCUACCUGUCAGGUCAGGACAUCCUAUAUCCCAGAGGAGGUACUCUGGGGCUACCGCUUUGCUCCCAUCGUAUCCAAGACCAAGGAAGGGAAGUAUAGAGUAGACUUCCACAACUUCAGCAAGACUGUGGAAGUAGAGACUCCUCACUGUGCCUUUUGCCUCUACAAUGAGAAGGAUGCUAAAGCCAAGGCAAAGAGAGGUUACGACAACCCUGGCUUCAUCCUAUCAGAAGUCAAUGAAACCAGCGACACAAAAAUGUAG
Molecule: messenger RNA, 1119 nt
Organism: Mauremys reevesii (Reeves's turtle)
Lineage: Eukaryota; Metazoa; Chordata; Testudines; Geoemydidae
Gene: KCNJ1
Product: potassium inwardly rectifying channel subfamily J member 1
Exons: 1
Coding region: 1-1119 (372 amino acids)
Biological process (GO): potassium ion import across plasma membrane; regulation of monoatomic ion transmembrane transport
Cellular component (GO): plasma membrane
Molecular function (GO): ATP-activated inward rectifier potassium channel activity
Source: RefSeq, a predicted model, not a curated record